GGCGGUGGCGCCUUUUUCGCUUGUUAAAUUGUCUCGGUCGCGCUUUUCUCUCUCUCUCUCUCUCUCUCUCUCUCUCAUUACGCUCUCCUAUCUUUCUAGCUAACACUGGAAAAUCUUGAAUCGGUAAAAUUUCGAAAUUUUUCCAAGAAUGGCCAAAAGUCGUGAAAAUCGCAAUAGCGUAGAGCAUACAAAGCAAACAACGAUAUGGUUAUUCCAAGACCGGAAUCGCGAGCAAUAUGACCACAUCGCGAAAAUUGAACAAACGACUCCUGCACGAAGUGAAGCGUGGGGCAGCUCCUUGCUUCCCUCUUACACAUCUCAAUUAUUUGUAAUUUCCCCAAUAGCAAGAAGAGCCAAUACACCUGUACUUCCAAAUGCUCCCAUGAAAUCGAGGAAACCUUUUUGUAAAGAGGGUUUAAAACCUAAAAAACUUCGCUUUACGGACAAAGAGAAAGAUGAAACAGGAAAUGAAAACUAUUCUCAAAAAAGUGCAAAUUUUUCGAUAAAAAUAUUCAAACAGAAAGCAAAAUUUUCCAAGCAACAGGAUGAAUCAACAGGAAAAUUAGAUUGCGAAAAUUUGAGUGCAAUGUUACAAAUACUUGAGUUAGAUAAUAAAGAGAAUAGGCGAUAUGGACAGGAACGAUAUGAAAGAAGAGGGCGAAAUAAUCGUUCCGUCGCAAAGGAAUGUGCAAAAAAUAAUAAUUCUUCGCAAUCGUCAAAAUUAAACUGCAAUUCGAAACAUGAAUUUAUACACUUUCGCAUAUAAGCUGCCGGAGGAUGCGAUUAUUACGAUUAUCGUGCAAUAUACGCGCAAUACUAAUAAUAAUAGUAAUAAUAAUAAUAAUAAUAAUAAUAAUAAUAACGACAACAACGAAAACAAUUAACGAUGAUGAUGCUGAUGAUUAAAUCAGUAUAUUGCAGUAUAUUGAACAUUAAAAAGUUACUCAGUAUGAUAUCACAAUGAUAAUUAAAAUCAAUAUAAUCAUGAUUAUAAUUAAUUAUUAGUGUAAAUGUGAUUUGAUUAAAUUAGUAGAUAAAUAAUAAAUAUUGAGUGAUUAAAUGUUCAUUAAUUAUUAGAUAAUUAUUAGAUACAAUUAUUGUGUUGUGUAUACUUAUACAAGAUUAAAAUCAACGAUUCAUUUA
Wasmannia auropunctata (little fire ant) is the source of this 1143-nucleotide messenger RNA. RefSeq lists its product as uncharacterized. Lineage: Eukaryota; Metazoa; Arthropoda; Insecta; Hymenoptera; Formicidae. The transcript has 2 exons. Bases 149 to 766 code for a protein of 205 amino acids. The record is from RefSeq and is a predicted model, not a curated record.